GUAUUAUGUUUUCCAACGGUGAAACCUGGUGGCAGCAAAGACAUUUCGGGCGAGCGAUUCUACAGAAGCUGGUGAUCGAGCAGAAAGAUCUGGAGCAUCAGAUAGGAGAGGAAGGCCGGCAGCUGGUGGAGGCCUUUGCAAAUGAAAAAGGGGAGCCUAUGGACCCUACGUGGCAUAUCUUGCAUUCAGUCUCCAAAAUGAUUUGCGCUGCUGCUUUUGGACACCCUUUUCCCAUCGAGGAUGAAGCCUUGCACACACUGACGAAACAUAUUAACACCCUCGUAAAGUUUGGGGGGUCUGUUGGAGCUGUGUUAUAUAACAUAGCUCCGACGAUUAUGAGAUACCUCCCUGGGCCUCACCAGACAGCGAUCUCCUCCUGCGAAUUUAUACGCUCCUUUGUCAGGAAGGAGGUGGAAAACCACAAGAACAACGGGCCUCCCCAUGAGCGCCGCGGUUUUAUCGAUUACUAUUUGGCUCAUAUGAAAACGGAGAAAACGGACUCCACUUCUACAUUUGAUGACGCCAACCUGGUACAAAGUGUCACCGACUUCUUUGUUACGGGCACGGAUGCCAUAGCUGCCACCCUAUCUUGGGCACUGCUUUUUAUGGUGGCUCAUCCUGAUAUCCAAGCGAAAGUGCAAGACGAGCUGGACAAUGGUCUUGAAUCCUUCAAAGUCGUCUGCUAUGCCGAUCGGAAGCAAUUGCCCUAUACCCGGGCCGUGCUGAACGAGGUCCAGCGCCUCAGCAACAUCAAGUUAUUUGGGCUCUUCAAACUGUGCACAGAGAACGUGAACAUCCUUGGCACUCUGAUUCCAAAGGAUACCCUUGUAAUCACAGAUCUAUGUUCGGUCCUCCUUGAUGCCACAAAGUGGGAGACCCCUGAAAAGUUCAACCCUAACCACUUCUUGGACAACGAUGGCAAAUUUAUCAUUCGAGACGAAUUUAUCCCAUUCUCGGCAGGAGACCGGUCAUGUGUGGGGAAGCCAUUUGCACGGACUCAGCUCUUCAUUUUCUUCGCCAACCUCCUGAAAGCAUUUACUUUCCGUCAGCCCGAGGGAGUGGAGGGAGUGAACACUGAACCCGUAAUAGGGGCCAUAGUGUAUCCCCAACCAUAUAAAAUCUGUGCAGUACCUCGCUAGGCUGCAGGACAGAGGACGUGGACAGAGGAGCUUA
Messenger RNA from Gekko japonicus, 1173 nucleotides. Its product is annotated as cytochrome P450 2J2-like. Gene Ontology annotation, molecular function: iron ion binding; heme binding; oxidoreductase activity, acting on paired donors, with incorporation or reduction of molecular oxygen, reduced flavin or flavoprotein as one donor, and incorporation of one atom of oxygen. Gene Ontology annotation, cellular component: intracellular membrane-bounded organelle; cytoplasm. The record is from RefSeq and is a predicted model, not a curated record. The transcript has 7 exons. Gene Ontology annotation, biological process: xenobiotic metabolic process; arachidonate metabolic process. Lineage: Eukaryota; Metazoa; Chordata; Lepidosauria; Squamata; Gekkonidae. The annotation marks the transcript as partial.